GCUAUAAUAUGGUUGAAUGGCUUUACAAUAAUAAAGGAAAGAGAAUUUCAUUUCAGGUUUAAAAUGCAUUUAAGUGGAAUGGAUUUAUCUCUUUGGAAAGAAAAACAUAUACAUUGAUUUUUAAAUCGCGGGCUUCUGAAGUUUUUAUCCUGUUCAGGUGGUGCUGCUAGAGACAAGAAACUGUAAUGGCCCAGUGUAGUUUUUGGAGUACAGAAAGGCACAAAGACAAGUCCAACCUAAGAUCAAGAAAAAACAAGAACAACAAUGCUGCUUUGUGGUCCAGCAUAGAUUGGCCAACCAGCCCUGUAACAUCUACACAUCAAUCAAAAUCCACCAAGUCUAGCAAUUCUAACAGAAAUAUAAAGAUGGAUGUCGAUGAUGAUCUUCAAUGUGCAGUCUGUUUAGAAUUAUAUUCUUAUCCAAUCAUACUUCCAUGUUCUCAUGUUUUAUGUCGAGAACCAUGUGCCGAACAUCUUUUUGAUUUUAAUUUUAUUCGCUGUCCUGUGUGUCGUGAUAACUGUUAUGUUAGCGGAGGAAUUAGUAGUCUACCAAGAGUUCUAGCCCUUGAAAAUAUAAUAUGUAGAUACAAAGAAGACCAAAAAAAAGGAGAGAAAGAAAAACAAAAAUCUUCUUCACCUGUUGAGGAAAAUAUAGUUCAACCAGUUAUAGAAGAAAUUGCGGAAAAUCCUAUUUUAUGCCAGCAUUGUGAUUCGUCACUGAAAAAACUUGCCAAAAAAUCUUGCCUCGAUUGCUGCUCUUCAUAUUGCAGCAGGUGCUUUAGACAUUCUCAUCCGUCCAGAGAGCCAUAUUCAUUUCAUGAAAUAGUGGAACCAAGGACCGAUCUCAUUAAAAAGACUGAACCCGUGCAGACGUUUACUCAUUCAGGAAAGUGCUCAUUACAUAAAGAAAAAUUAACUUUAUAUUGUUCGGAUUGUUCACAAACAUGUUGUACUAAGUGUAAAAGUAUGGAGUGCCAUAGAGGACAUAACAUAAUCUUGAUUGAAGAUGCAUAUUCAGACUUAAAGAUUUCAUUAAAUAACAGUUUAUCCAAAGUAGACAACAGCCAAGCACAUGUUACAACUUCAUUAAAAUGCCAGAGAGAUAACCUUAAAGAUAUGCAGCAAGCUAUAAAUAGAAGAAGAGAUGAAAUAAAUAUGCAUUGUGAUGCUUUAAUGGCUGAAAUAGAAAAUAAAAGGAACUUUUUCCUUGCUGACCUUGAAUAUGAAGAAAGAAUUAGACAAAAUGACAUGGAAGACAUGGUAAAAGCCAUUGAAAGAAUACAGGGGUCAUCUCAAGCACUACAAAACUUUGCAAAAGAACUUCUCAAAGAAAAUGUUCCAGAAUUCCUUGAGGAGGCCUGUUCAUUAAAUGACAAGUUACUUAAAGCUAGCAUUGAUUGCCAAAGUGUUCAGAGUCAGCAAAGUGAUUUAGAAUCCUUAGCAUCAAAAGUUGUUGACUUUAGAAAAGAAAGAGGUGUUCUACGAGACCUUCAUUACUUGUCUGCUCCAGUCACACCAAUAGUUGAUGUCAGCCGUUGUACAAGGAGUGAGGAUUGUGUAGUACUUGUUUUAUCAGCACCACAGAGUAUACAUGAUGUUAUUGAUCAGUAUGAAAUUCAUUACUGUUCUGAAGAACAGAAGUCUCUUGAAAUUGAGGAAACUGUGAUAGUGAAGAAUGUACCAGAUGACAGACUUGUUGCUAAGGGCCUGCCUUCCAACAAUGCCAAUGUAGUUAUACUGCUAGACAACUUGUGUAAAGGGACCACAUACUAUUUUUGUGUUAGUGCUACUAACUUGGCAGGGAAAUCCCCUAAUUCUGAAGUGGUGCAAUGUACAACUUUGAUGCAUAGUGAAAGUGUUAUACCAGUGCCUGUGAUAGUUGAAAGUUUAUGUCGCCAGUUUACAUCCUCAAUACAAGUGUACAGCUCAAGUCCGCAGGAUAUCACAGUGGACCAACAAAUAUCUCACUUUCUGUUAUACAGACCAUUAGGCCAGAGUAGAGCAUGGAAGACCAUACCUUUAUACGGCCGACAAGACCAUCGUGUAUUUGGAUUAGAGUCUAGCAUAGAAUAUCAGUUUGUAAUCCUAGGAUGUAAUCCUCGGGGCGAAUGUCAAAUAUCAAAUAAAAUUGUCUUGCAGACUGAACCAACUGCAUAUUGAUGCCAUAUUUUUAAUAUUUUUAUAAAUGAAUUUAUAUAGAAAUACCUGUAAGGUUUUCGAAAAAAGUGUUGGGUAUAAUUAUUGAUCACAUUUUUUCCAAUGUCAAAGAAAGGCUUAUUUCAUUUAUAAAAUGUUACCCAUAAAGAGUCUUGACACUCUAAAAUGAUGUCAUUAGGAUUUUGAUAAUUUUUAGAAAAAGAUAAGCUACUUUCUACACAGAUUUGCUAAGUUAAAGGUUUUAUAAGAUCUCAACUAGAUAUAGAUUCAAUCUUUUACUAUUUUAAGAGAGAUGAAUUUUGGAAUUAGUUUUUAUAAUUUGGCCAAAUUUGCAAUGUGAGAUGUAAAAAAAUGUGUACAAGUUCUCUUGAUUUGAUAAUGUAAAGUCAUAUUUUUUUAUAACAGUUAUGGUAACAUACAGUGAGGCUAUUUGCAACUGCACCCUAAUGUAAAAGACCUAUUUUGAUACAUGGUGGUGGAACAUGAAAAUUUUAUGCUUUUUUAGUUGAAAUUAAGGCUGAUAUAUUAAAUGGGAGAUAACUCAUAUGUGUAAUACAUUCAAGGAGGUAGACCUAGGUUAAGGGAAAUAACUCUUAAAAUCAUCAGUACGUUUAUGUCAACCAUUUUCAUCAAAAUAUUCUAAGCUUCUAAGUAACAUAGAUUAUUUCCAAUAUGUUUCAGGUAAAUGCUUAAAAUACGUUGAUGAAACUUGACUUUUACAAACACAUAACUGAUUUAAAGAGUUAUCUCCCUGAACCAAGGUCUACCUCCUAAUUGCUCCUUACUAGUUUGAUAAAUGUGAUAUCGAAAAGAAAUUAUGUUUGUUCAUUUGUAGUUAAUGUAUUAGUUAUUUUAUGGUGCUAUUAGUGCGUUACAAAAUAUGGCAUGUUUUUUGAGAAUUGGAAAAAUGUUGUUUUUGCAUAGGACUUGUCAUAUUUACAUACUUUUAUGUAGUUAAAUUGAGUUCAAAAUUUUUUCAAUUUACAUACUCAUUUUUGUGGUUAAAAACUUAAAAUAAGUUGUUUUUUUAUAAAUAAGAUUAGAUAUUUGUUGCUCAACUUUUUUUACUUAGUAUUUAAUACACUUCAUUGCAGUUUUAAGAAUGUUUUCUACUGUUUCAAAAUAACAAAGCUUUUUAAAAGACUGUUAUUAAGAUUAAUAGUAUAUGUAUAGUACAUAUAAAGGAACCUAAAAAGCAGAAAAUAUGAUAGGUCUGUGCACCUGUUUUCAAUAUAUCAGGUAUUGAAAAUUCGGCAGGAAUUAAUUAUGAUCUCUAGAUUUGGAAAGGUGUCUUUUUAAACCUUAUAUUUAUGUAAUAAAAUUAUGAAAAGAAAAGUAUGAUUUAGCAGGCAAAUUUUUAAUGGCACUACAGGGAUAAAACCAGAGGAUUCCAAAUAUCUGGCAAAAAUAGUAAAAACAAAAGGAGCUAACAUGUUUAGAGAUGAAUGUUAUUGAAUGUUAAUUAAGAUUGUAAUUCCCUAUUUGUAUGUUAUAAUUGUUUGCACUUGAAGCUUAUUAUUAUAAAUUAUACUACUAGCUGUUUCUCUAAUAGUUUAAAGAUUUCUAUGAAGAGUUUAUUGCACUUUUUGUCUAGUCAUUUAAGAUGUAGAAUUGCCAAUCCGAUUAGAAUAUAGAUAAUGUGUCCAAGUUUUGCCUACAACUUUGUUCUACAUUCUGUUUUUGGUAAUCAUUACAUCAGCCAAUGAAAUUUUAGCUUUCAAAUUUUUGAAGGUGCAUAUCGUAAUUAAAAACAAAGAGGACCACAAAAGGUCUUUAUACCAUAAAGUAGAACCAGAUUGUUGUCAAACAAAUGACAGACCCAAAAUCUGUAUUUAAAUCAGAUAAAUGAAUAGCAGUAUUACAUGUACAACUUGUUUUCACUAGAUAUUUAUUUCGUAUAUUUUUGACACUCAGCAGGGCUUAAUAGUAAAUUAUCAUAGAGUUAAACCAUGGUGCCAUGUAGUAAAUGUGAUUUUACAUUAUAGGAAUAUUUUUUUAUAUAUGUGAAAAUGAUUUCUUCUUUUUUUUUGUACAAUUGAAGUAUUUUUUCUGGAAUAGUGUUUAUUUCUUCUUGUGGAAAGAGUAAUACAUUAUUAAGUUUGAAAUACUCAAGCUUUAUAUUUAUUUUUAAUGUGUAUUUGUGAUAAGUUCAUAUGCUGUGUUGCUAGACUGUGAUAUUUAUAAUA
This is a messenger RNA of Mytilus trossulus (common blue mussel), 4342 nucleotides long. Its product is annotated as E3 ubiquitin-protein ligase Midline-1-like. The coding region runs from base 186 to 2159 and encodes 657 amino acids. Gene Ontology annotation, molecular function: protein binding; zinc ion binding. Lineage: Eukaryota; Metazoa; Mollusca; Bivalvia; Mytilida; Mytilidae. The record is from RefSeq and is a predicted model, not a curated record. The transcript is spliced from 10 exons.